AACUUGAAGUUUGAAAAGGGGAGAUGGCGUAGAUUUGACGUUUUGCUAAAUCAAUCAAAAAUUAACAAAAGAGAAAAUAAAUUAAGCUGUAACUGUUAUUUGUAAAAUUUUAUUUCAGUAUUGGAUCUUUAAAAAUAAUAUUUAUUUUAAUAGAAUAGAUUGAUCUUUUAUGUUAUACAAUUUAUUUAUUGAUACAUAAAUUAAUUAUAUUACCAACUUAUCACCAUGGCUGAUGAUAUUCUUUUUGAGUUGCUCCAUUCCGAAAUAAUAAAUUACUCACUUGAACAAUCUAAAGACAGCAAUGAUAAAAAGGAGACUGAUCUGUCUGUUGUGGAGUACAUUGGUUUUGCAGCUGGCUAUAAAAUAAUGGAGAGACUCACUAGAGAAUGGCCACGAUUUAAGGAUGAGUUAGAUACUAUGAAGUUCAUUUGUACAGAUUUUUGGACAUGUAUUUAUAAAAAACAGAUUGAUAAUUUACGUACUAAUCAUCAAGGAGUGUAUGUUCUACAGGAUAACGCCUUUAGAUUUCUAACAAACUUUUCUAAUGGACAUCAGUAUUUGGAAUAUGCACCCAGAUAUGUGGCCUAUACAUGUGGCCUGAUAAGAGGAGGCCUAGCAAACCUUUGCAUUAACAGUGUAGUAACUGCCGAGGUGCAAAAUAUGCCUUCUUGCAAGUUUCAUAUACAUGUCCAAAGAUCAUAAUUACCAUAACCUGUUAAAUUAUUCCACUGUAAUUUCCCUUGUUAAAUAAUAUAAAUUACAUAAUGUACCUUCAAAA
This is a messenger RNA of Amyelois transitella, 778 nucleotides long. It is a transcript of the gene Trs33, whose product is annotated as trafficking protein particle complex subunit 6b. Gene Ontology annotation, biological process: endoplasmic reticulum to Golgi vesicle-mediated transport; regulation of GTPase activity. Lineage: Eukaryota; Metazoa; Arthropoda; Insecta; Lepidoptera; Pyralidae. The transcript is spliced from 3 exons. The record is from RefSeq and is a predicted model, not a curated record. Gene Ontology annotation, cellular component: cis-Golgi network; trans-Golgi network; TRAPP complex. The coding region runs from base 226 to 702 and encodes 158 amino acids.